AUGCGUGAAGUAAUUUCAAUACAUAUUGGCCAAGCAGGCGUUCAAAUUGGUAAUGCUUGUUGGGAAUUGUACUGCUUGGAACAUGGCAUUCAGCCCGAUGGACAAAUGCCAUCGGAUAAGAGUGUUGGUGGUGGUGAUGAUUCGUUUACAACAUUCUUUUCGGAAACCGGAUCAGGUAGACAUGUUCCACGUGCGGUUAUGAUCGAUCUAGAACCAACCGUUAUUGAUGAAAUUCGAACCGGAACUUAUCGUUCACUAUUUCAUCCCGAACAGUUAAUCACCGGCAAAGAGGAUGCAGCAAACAAUUAUGCUCGAGGUCAUUAUACGAUCGGUAAAGAGAUUAUCGAUCUUACAUUGGAUCGAAUUCGACGCUUAUCGGAAAACUGUACCGGAUUACAAGGCUUUUUGGUUUUUCAUUCAUUUGGUGGUGGUACCGGUUCCGGUUUUACAUCAUUACUUAUGGAACGCUUAUCGGUUGAUUAUGGUAAAAAAGCUAAACUGGAAUUUAGUGUUUAUCCUGCACCGCAAGUUUCUACAGCAGUGGUUGAACCAUACAAUUCAAUCCUAACAACACAUACCACCUUGGAACAUUCCGAUUGCUCCUUCAUGGUUGACAAUGAAGCCAUUUAUGAUAUUUGUCGCAGAAAUCUCGACAUCGAGCGUCCAUCAUAUACAAAUUUGAAUCGCUUAAUUGGGCAAAUUGUUUCAUCCAUUACAGCAUCCUUACGUUUUGAUGGUGCUUUGAAUGUUGACCUUACCGAAUUUCAGACAAACCUCGUGCCAUAUCCACGAAUUCAUUUCCCUUUGGCAACAUUUGCGCCUGUUAUUUCUGCCGAAAAAGCCUACCAUGAACAGUUAUCAGUGUCAGAAAUUACCAAUAUGUGCUUUGAACCACAUAAUCAAAUGGUUAAGUGCGAUCCACGACAUGGCAAGUAUAUGGCGGUAUGUUUGUUGUUCCGUGGCGAUGUUGUACCAAAAGAUGUGAAUGCAGCAAUUGCUACAAUUAAAACGAAACGUAGCAUACAAUUUGUUGAUUGGUGUCCAACAGGUUUUAAAGUUGGAAUUAAUUAUCAGCCACCAACUGUUGUUCCAGGUGGUGACCUUGCGAAGGUACCACGAGCAGUGUGUAUGUUAUCAAAUACGACAGCAAUAGCUGAGGCAUGGGCAAGACUUGAUCAUAAGUUCGAUUUAAUGUAUGCUAAAAGAGCUUUCGUACAUUGGUACGUUGGUGAAGGAAUGGAAGAAGGUGAAUUCUCAGAGGCACGUGAAGAUCUUGCGGCUUUAGAAAAAGACUACGAAGAGGUUGGUGUUGAUUCAAUGGAAGAUGCUGGUGAAGAAGGAGAUGAGUAUUGA
This is a messenger RNA of Brugia malayi, 1353 nucleotides long. RefSeq names its product Tubulin alpha chain, putative. The transcript is spliced from 11 exons. Gene Ontology annotation, molecular function: GTP binding; structural constituent of cytoskeleton. Gene Ontology annotation, cellular component: cytoplasm; microtubule. Gene Ontology annotation, biological process: microtubule cytoskeleton organization; mitotic cell cycle. NCBI's taxonomy places the organism in Eukaryota, Metazoa, Nematoda, Chromadorea, Rhabditida, Onchocercidae. The record is from RefSeq and is a predicted model, not a curated record. Bases 1 to 1353 code for a protein of 450 amino acids.